GUAGGGCUGCGCGCACACGGCAGCCGCCAGCCGUCCGCUUCGUACGUUCGUGCGCAUCGCUCCCGUUCGCUCCGCGCGCCUUGAUGCACUCGCCGCCUUCCUACUGCUGCCCCGCGAGAGUGCAUACGUUUACCAUUCGCGCAGCAGGUGAGGUUGGGGCCGACGAGGCCCCGGCCGCUCGGAGUACGCUCGACGUGGUAUUGAUCGCAUUCCGUCCCGUUGGACUAUCCAAUGUUUAUAAACAGCCGGCCGCAUCCAUUCGCUCCUUGUUUUCGGUACGAUUGUCUGACAGCGAGUGAUCCGGACUGCCGGUCCAGAAUGCGUUAAGGUUGCAACUCCAAACAACCGCCUGCGAAGUUAAGUCACAUUGUCCAAGAGACAGUAGUCAAUAAGCAAGAAAUGUUCACGUGGACUGGGUCACGUGGCGGAGAUAAUAACAAUAGAUCUCAAUAGAGUACGAAAAAAUCGAUGUUUAACUAGUGAGUGAAGUGAUACUUAAGAGUCUUAAGACUGAUAAGGAUAUGAAUUCGAUAGAUGGAUUAUUAAAGGGAAACGCGUGAAAUGUCAGGAGUUAAUUAGAGAGACAGCGAUGCUGUCGUAUAUGGUGCCGGUGGAGCAGAAGCCGCCGGUGGCGCCGGCGGGCAAGCCGCGGUUGGCGCUGGAGCUGGCGGCGGCGCCCGGCAGCCCCGAGUCGGCGGCGCGGCGCGCGCUCAAGACCGCCAUCUCCAAGGACUCGUCCACCAGCUCGUUCGCCAGCGACCUCACCUUGUCCUCCUCCACGCCCACGGGUGCGCACGACAAGCCCAAACACAAGCUGCUCUCCAACGGCACCAAACACACCUCUUUGAAGCGGGUGUCGUUCGGGAGCUCUAAGGGGUCUAUGGUGGAGACUCUGAUCUACGAGAGCCCCCUUCAAGAGGAGCCCGAGAGCAGUCCUCCGCCAAAAUUGCAGGAGACUGCGUUUCCUUACACCCCCGUGGAGGACGAUUCCGAGCGAGCCAAGGUCCGCGUUUCGUUCUACCAGGGCGCGCGCCCGCAGUGCCUGUCCCCGCCGCCCCCGCCGCCCGCCUCGCACGAGCUGUACGCGGCCCUGCUCGCGGCACAUACCGACAUGGCGGACCACGCCGCCUACAACCGACAGAUCAGCACGGAGAGCGGUUGGGACAACCCGUUCCGGCCGGACGGCGACUUGAGCCGCGAGGCGGACGAGAUCGUCUCGCUGAUCAAGGGCGGGAAGCCCAUCACGCCCACGCCCACUGCGCAGCCGCAGCUCGCGCCGUGCGAGGAGGAGAAGCAGCACGCUAACAACCUCAGCGCAAAUGCGCCCUCUUCGCCCCUGACGAAAGUAUCUAGUCCGGUGGUGGCGAGCACCCCUAAGGCGAUGAACGGCACUAAGAACGGCGCGGCGGGCGAGCCGCGCGCGGGCGCCGUGGAGGUGUGCCGCGCGCCGCCGCCCGAGCCGCAGCAGCCCGAGCACGUCACCAUCAAGAAGAAGCCCAAGUGCAAGUGCUGCGUGCUGCAGUAACCGCCCCCGCGCACCGCGCCCGCCGCACCGCGCGCACGCACCGCCCGCACCGUACGUUCGCUUCUCUAUUCGUCGCAUGACCCAUCUCGACCUUGGUGUUUACACGGUGCUAUUUCAUUUUUACCCAUGUUCACAAUUUUAACGUUUCUCGAUGGAUUUCUAUAAUUACAUUUAUUGAAAUUAAUAGGUUAUCAAUACGGUUUUUCCGACUAUCAAUAUAUUAUUUGUGAUAUUUUACAAUUAUUACAAGUUUACAAAUAUUUGUCUGCUACUUAUGUAGUGUUAGUUAGGAUUCCGUACCUAAAACCUAUAAAUACUAUCAAUUAAAUAUCAAUCCCGCAUUUACCGACUACAAAACCUAAAAUUAUUAGUAAAAAAACAUUCUUCUAUAAAACUUUUUUAAUUAAAUUUGUACUUGUAAGUUUUUAAACCCUAAUUCAAACUUAAGACCCUACCUCCUUUGAUAGAGUUGUAUUGUAUGUAAAUUAUGAAAUACAAUGUUUUCUCAAUACUUAGGACCUGUGACCACAUUUAGCGGACUGAUCAACAUCACUCAGCAAUGAACUAUGAAACUUUGCAUACGAUAAUAUUUAGCGAACGCUUUGACGGAGACAGACGGCUUGGUGCAACUGACCCUUAUUGUUGUACAGCCUAUAACGAGGACUGCAAAGUACGGAAUCCUAACUGAGCGAGUGUAACUCGUAAGAGUACCUUUUACUUUAAUUUUGAACCUUAUUUUUAACUGCAUUUUUAAAUACUUUCAUUUGUUAAUAAAUGUAAUGGCGUUUUAUAUAUAUCUAUCAAAUUAAGGUACAAAGAAAAGUAUUUAUUUCAUUUAGCUAGUUUCACUGGAAACGUAAGAUUUUAAUUUAUUAUUGAUUAUACCGAUAAAUCUGUUCGUAAAUCCAGUGAUAUGCCGCACUUGUACACUUGUACAGUGUCUCGCAGUACUUGAAGACGAGAAU
This is a messenger RNA of Cydia splendana, 2490 nucleotides long. RefSeq lists its product as uncharacterized. Bases 590 to 1525 code for a protein of 311 amino acids. The record is from RefSeq and is a predicted model, not a curated record. NCBI's taxonomy places the organism in Eukaryota, Metazoa, Arthropoda, Insecta, Lepidoptera, Tortricidae. The transcript is spliced from 7 exons.